Messenger RNA from Hemiscyllium ocellatum (epaulette shark), 492 nucleotides. RefSeq names its product trypsin II-P29-like. Lineage: Eukaryota; Metazoa; Chordata; Chondrichthyes; Orectolobiformes; Hemiscylliidae. The coding region runs from base 73 to 492 and encodes 139 amino acids. Gene Ontology annotation, molecular function: serine-type endopeptidase activity. Gene Ontology annotation, biological process: proteolysis. The record is from RefSeq and is a predicted model, not a curated record. The transcript is spliced from 3 exons.
GAGCAACACAUCCAGGUUUCCAAGGUGAUCAGCCACCCCGCCUACAACUACGGGACCGUCGACAACGACAUCAUGUUGGUCAAGCUGUCGAGACCGGUCCAAUUCAGCCAGUCCGCUCGCCCAGUCCCACUGUCCAGCUCCUGCCCCUCCGCGGGGCUCCAGUGCCUGGUGUCCGGAUGGGGGAAUCUCCUCAACAAUGGAGGAGUACAGUAUCCUGCUCACCUGCAGUGCCUUGAUGUCCCGAUAUUGUCUGAAACCACCUGUAACAAUGCCUACCCAGGCAUGAUCUCCAGAAACAUGGUCUGUGCUGGUUUCUUGCAGGGUGGGAAAGACAGCUGUCAGGGUGACUCCGGGGGUCCGUUGGUGUGCGAUGGGAAGUUGGAAGGAAUUGUGUCCUGGGGAUUAGGUUGUGCGGAGCCUAAUUUCCCUGGAGUCUACACUAAAGUCUGCAACUACCUUCCCUGGAUCCGAGAAACGAGGAGGAAGAAUUAG